Molecule: messenger RNA, 6348 nt
Organism: Oncorhynchus mykiss (rainbow trout)
Lineage: Eukaryota; Metazoa; Chordata; Actinopteri; Salmoniformes; Salmonidae
Product: serine/threonine-protein kinase D2
Biological process (GO): intracellular signal transduction; protein phosphorylation; phospholipase C-activating G protein-coupled receptor signaling pathway
Cellular component (GO): cytosol
Molecular function (GO): ATP binding; protein serine/threonine kinase activity
Source: RefSeq, a predicted model, not a curated record
AGCAGUGUCAGUCAUAUCACUUCCUCCUUGGUUGUGGCAAGUUCAGAAAGGACAAGGGAGGGGGAGAAGGAGGUAUCCUCACGUAGUUGUCUCGGUCUUGCUUUUCUACAGAAAAUAGUUAACUCGGCUGAAACUGAAACAGCGCAAAAGAAAAGCCCCACCAGACUGUCUUUCUCCUUCGUUCUCUCAGUUUCCUGCUCAAGGAAGCUAUUUUGUACAGGUUGGCGUGUAGGACAACAAACUUUUGGUUGUUAUUUUUUCUCAUUCCUCAGUGUUUCCUGUGAAAAAUUUGGACUUUCUCAUCUGCAGAGCAACUUCUUCACCGGAGGAGGGGUGGAGGAGAGGUAGGAGGGGAGAAGUUUUUCUCAGUCUGUCGCUCACUCUUGCCUUGCCGGGACAAUGAAAGAACAAGUGUGAGUGCAGGUCACAAAAAUCAAGAGGGAGAGAAAAAGGAAGGAGCAGUGCUUCCUGGAUAGGGAUCUCCUCUUGACUCCUCUAGGAGAGGGGGUGGACACAGGACAGAGACUCUGUAGCAGUGUGUUUGUGUGUGGAUCAGCGUGUCCACAUCCUCACGGUCCUGCUCUCUGAGGGAGGUAGAGCGUGAGUGUGUGUGUGUGUGUGUGUGUGUAGUGAGGGAUGGCCAAUGCCAGCCCCUGCAUGUCGUCGGGACCCCUGUCCCAGGUCUUCUUCCACUCAGGAGGCCCCUCUCCCCCAGGCUCUGUGGUGAUGCAGCAGGGGACCCCCAUGGCUGUGCCUCCCACCUCUACUCAGGGUGGCUUCCCCCCUGUGGACCUGGGGGCCGGGCAGGGCCCUGGGGGGGUUGCCAUGUCCCACGUGCCCCCCAUCCCGGCAGGGGUCUCCUUCAUCCUCCAGAUUGGGCUGACCAGAGAGUCAGUGCUGCUGCCACCGACCGCUGACCUAGCCUACGUCAAACAGAUCGCCUGCUCCAUCGUAGACAUCAAGUUCCCAGAGUGUGGCUUCUAUGGCAUCUAUGACAAGAUCCUGCUAUUUAAGCAUGACACAGGCACCAACAACAUCCUGCAGCUGGUCAAGGCUCCCCAGGACAUCCAGGAGGGAGACCUGGUGGAGGUGGUGCUCUCUGCCGCGGCCACCUUCGAGGACUUCCAGAUUCGGCCUCAUGCCCUGAACGUCCACUCGUACCGUGCCCCGGCCUUCUGCGACCACUGUGGAGAGAUGCUGUUUGGACUGGUCAGGCAGGGCCUCAAAUGUGAUGGCUGUGGAUUGAACUACCACAAGCGCUGUGCCUUCAGCAUCCCCAACAACUGCAGCGGUGCUCGCAAGCGGCGCCUGUCCACCACGUCUCUGAACAGUAGCCAGUCGCUGCGUCUGUCCACCAGCGAGUCCCUGAGCAGCGUGGGCUCCAGCUCAGUCAGCUCCUGCAUGGAGGAUACCAGCCUGAUCCGCUCUCACACCACCCAGACCCUCCCGAACUCCACCUGUACCGCGUCAGCGUCCCUGGGCCUGUCCACCAGCCCCUCCACCACUAGACCCAUGGCCCGCGCCAACACUCCGAUGCCGCGGACCCCCAGCGAGGCGCGGCGGUUCUACACGGGCCGGCCAGUGCACCUGGACAAGAUACUGAUGAGCAAAGUGAAGGUGCCGCACACGUUCGCCGUGCACUCCUACACGCGCCCCACCGUGUGCCAGUACUGCAAGAGGCUGCUCCGGGGCCUCUUCCGACAAGGGCUGCAAUGCAAAGACUGCAAGUUCAACUGCCACAAGCGCUGUGCGUACAAGGUUCCCAACGACUGUCUGGGGGAGACCAUAGGAGACAUGUUGAGUCCCAGUGUGGACCACGAGGUGCCUAUGGACUACAGCAGUGAGUAUGCCGACUCAGACAAGUCUUCUCUGACGGACGAUUCAGACGAGGCCUGCAGCAUCCCUGGCUCUUUCUCCCCCGAGUGUAGCCAGGAUGGGGUCGGCGGGGACCAGAGCGCUAACAUCCCGUUGAUGAGGGUGGUUCAGUCCAUGAGGCAGACCACCCGUCGCUCCAGCACAUCCAUCAAAGAGGGCUGGAUGGUGCACUACAGCAACAAGGACACACUGAGAAAGCGGCACUACUGGCGCCUGGACUGCAAGUGCAUCAUCUUGUUCCAGAACAACACCACCAACAAGUACUAUAAGGAGAUUCCUCUGUCUGAGAUUCUGGAGGUGCGCCCCUCAGGGGACUUCACCCUGGUUCCUCCGGGCACCAGUCCCCACUGCUUCGAGCUCGUCAUGGGAGCCAUGCGCUACUUUGUGGGGGAGGACCCCAACGUCCACGUCCCCGCCCUGCCCCCCACCGCCGCCCAGGCCUUCCCCCCCACACCCCCCUCACCCAGCAACGUGGUUCCCAAUAGCGGCGUGGGACGGGAGGUUGCCAAGGCGUGGGAGGGCGCCAUUCGCCAGGCCCUCAUGCCAGUCAUCUUCCAGGAUGCACCACCGAUAGAGGGACACACUCCUCACAGACAGGCUUCAGUCAGCAUCUCAGUGUCCAACAGUGUGAUCCAGGAGAACGUGGACAUUGGCAUGGUGUACCAGAUAUUUGCAGAUGAAAUCCUUGGUUCUGGCCAGUUUGGAGUGGUGUAUGGGGGGAAGCACAGGAAGUCGGGGCGUGAUGUGGCGGUGAAGGUGAUUGACAAGCUGCGCUUCCCCACCAAGCAGGAGAGCCAGCUGAGGAACGAGGUUGCCAUACUGCAGAGUCUACGUCACCUGGGCAUAGUGAACCUGGAGUGUAUGUUUGAGACUCCAGAGAAGGUGUUUGUGGUGAUGGAGAAGCUCCAUGGAGACAUGUUGGAGAUGAUCCUGUCCAGUGAGAAAGGACGGCUCCCAGAGAGGCUCACCAAGUUCCUCAUCACACAGAUUCUGGCAGCCCUGAGGCACCUGCACUUUAAGAACAUCGUCCACUGUGAUCUGAAACCUGAGAAUGUCCUGCUGGCCUCUGCUGAGCCCUUCCCCCAGGUGAAGCUGUGUGACUUUGGCUUUGCCCGUAUCAUUGGUGAGAAGUCGUUCAGGCGUUCGGUGGUGGGCACCCCGGCCUACCUGGCCCCAGAGGUGCUCCUCAACCAGGGCUACAACCGCUCCCUGGACAUGUGGUCUGUAGGAGUCAUCAUGUACGUCAGCCUCAGUGGCACCUUCCCCUUCAACGAGGACGAGGACAUCAACGACCAGAUCCACAACGCUGCCUUCAUGUACCCACCCAACCCCUGGAAACAGAUCUCACCUGAUGCCACUGACCUGAUCAACAACCUGCUCCAGGUGAAGAUGAGGAAACGCUACAGCGUGGACAAGUCUCUCAGUCACUCAUAUCUACAGGACUACCAGACGUGGUUGGAUCUGAGGGAGCUGGAGACCAAGCUGGGCGAGCGCUACAUCACCCACGAGAGCGACGACUGUCGCUGGCAGAUGUUUGCCCGCGAACACACGCUCCCCUACCCGGCCCACCUGGUGCCCCCUCUGCCUGCGCUCGGCUCCGACGAUGAGGACGCAGACAUGCAAGGGCUCACCGAGAGGGUCAGCAUACUCUGAGAACCUGGAGAGCCAGGACCCACGCGGACCCAAGGGACUCGGACUGACCCAGGGAAGAGGAGGGGAGCAAGUAGAGAGAGAGAGAGCGAGAGGGGCUGGCUGGAUGGAUGGAGGUCUGGAGAGUGGGGAGGGGGAGGCUGGGAGGUUUAGCUGUUAGAAAAGCGCCUUCUAUUGAGAUGAUCCCGCCCCUGUCCGUCUACUAAUGGUGUCCCACUCCGGCCCUAGCCUGUCCAGUCUCCAGACCCCAUCCUUGACCCCUCUCUCAUCGGUCUAGCUUUAGCUCUUCCACCCUUGAACUCUUUGAGUGUAAGAGAUUUGCUCUUCUGUAUCCCACAAGGCCAUGCUGUACUGUACCCAGUGGUCAGGGGAUGUGUAGAAUAUUGUUGCUUGCAGUGUGCUCAUUCAGUCUAAGCUGCAGUAUGGCAGAGGUCAGUUUGGGUGAAACACUCAAAAUGCAAUCUAAGCUCCUGGCAGAGGCACAACUUGCAUCUUUCUAUCUCCGAAGCACAGGGAUCCCCUGCUUAUUGUGAUGAGAGACGGGGAUAGAGACAGACAAACAAACUUGAAGGACUCGGAUCAAUCCACUUACGCGGGACUUACAUCCACCCAUAAACAAAUCCUUAUGAACUGUUUUAUUGUCAUUGAAUGCGAUGACUGGAAGCGCCCUGCCUGUACUGUCAGACCGGUUUGCUGCAGACCUCGAAGAGUUUAAUGGGGACAAAGGAGUCAUUUAGUGCCUGUAAGUGGUAGAUAAAGGGCUUCUAACUGUAGGCAGCAGACCAGCGCUCGUGGGCUGUCAUGGUCUCCGAGGAAAUCUGCCGUUUCAAACGACGACAGAAGAAAACAAAGCCGGAAGUGGAUCGAGGAUUGCACCUUUUUUUAAAACUGUCCACGGAUACUUUCCUAGUUGGCCCAGCGUCAUUAUCGAUGACGACUUUAUUAGUGAAGACUCGCUUAUCAUCGGUAGUGCAAAUUCACGAGUCCUGGUGAUUCGAGGGUGCCCUAGACCCGUAGACAUGCACGGUUACAAUGAAGGCAAUGCGGACCUUUUCUAAAUAGUUUGUUGGGGACACCAUUAAACACCAGUGGGGGGGGGGGGAAUGCUAUUGCUCUUCUAGUUACUGUAGAAAGACGACCGACUGCCCAUCUCUGGCGUCAACGUUAAAGUGUGGGAGGAGGGCUCCGAUAUCGAUGGCUGACUAUGAACCUAGCAUGUCAACUCGUUGGAUGUCCACGUGAGGUCCAUUUUUGUCUAGAGGAAAAGCAUUGUCAUGAAGGAAUAUUGUGUACAUGUGUAACCAUAUCUAUAUGUAGUGUAGUCAACGUAUGCCCGGUGGAGAAUGUAAACCCAUGGAAGGUCCCAGCAUUUAUAUGUGACACCGAUACAAACCUUGACGUACAAUUGUUCAUCUGUGUCAUUUUAUCCGGCGUGUAGCCUCUUGAACAUUGAGACGGAAGAUUAGGGGGGGGGGGGGGGGGGGGGGGGGGGGGGGGGGGGGGGGUGUGGAAAGCUGGGGCGAAGCAUAGGAGGAAAUAAUGACGGUGAUUUAUGCAUACCGCUCUUCAGACGUUACCUGCUCAGAAUUUCCAUCACACUGGAGCAUAUACACUAUGUGGAUUGAAUGACAAAUUGAGUGCGAUAAAUAUGUAGCGAGCGUCCAAUAAAGAAUCAGCGUGUAUGGAUGAUGUUUUCCUCGCACGAUGCUUGCUCCCCUUUUUGAUUGACAGGCCAAAUGUCUGCCUAUUUAAUACAUCAUGGGUGGCCUGCUGCCAAGGCCUUUUCACAGCCUGUCAAUCAGCUCUCCUAGGUAACGAGUGUAAAUGACAUGCUACACAUGGACAGAUGGGAGAGAACUGGGGCUUCAGAUGGACAUGGGGGGGGAGCAAAACUCAUUCCACGGAGGGCCGAGUGUCUGCGGAUUUUUGUUAUUUUCUUUCAAUUUGUGUCCAAUUAAGACCUAAACAACCAGAUAAGGCGAGUUCCCAGCUAAUCAGGGACCUUAGUUGUUCCAUAGUGGACAACGGCGGAGAGAAAACCGCGGAGACUCAUCCCUCCAUGAAAUGAGUUUGACACCUGUGCCACUUGUCAGGACACAAAGCCAGCGUUUUGCAUUAUUCUACACAAGCAUAUUAUGAGAGCCUUGUGGCCAGCUCUGAAAGAAAGGACCACUUGUUAAUUACAAUUUUUCAUAUGUAAUUUAGCAGGCACUUUUAUCCAAAGUGACUUAGUCGUGCAUGCAUACAUUCUCGUAUAGGUGGCCCCAGGGGGAAUUGAACCCACAGCUCUUGAAAUUGCAAUGCUCUACCAACUGAGCCACAGGACCAUGCUGAAUGGUGAGAGCUCUUCACUAGACUGCUGGGUCUGCCAGAGGGACAAUUGUUACUCUUACUGUCUUGGAAAGGUCAAGAGGGGAGCAUGGUUGGAGGAUAAGUGGCCGUCUCACCCAGCAGGUAAAAAAAUACAUCAUACUCUGAAACUAUUGGUGGCAGCAACAAACCCAUCAAACCUGGGUUCAAAUACAUGUGUAUUUGUUAUUUAAAUACUUAUUUUCUGUGUAUUUUGAGUAUUUUCAAAUAAUGUGGCCCAAAUAAACUACUUCUAUUGGAAGUAUUUGAAGUAUAUUUUGAAAAUGUUCUAUAAAUAACCUACUAUUUCAAAGUACUUAUUUCAAAUGCUAUCUUUAGAAACCAGGGUUAAAUGCAUGGGAUAUAUUUGAGUGAGUGUAUAGGUAUUUUCAAAUACUUUUCAAGGGUUUUUCCAGAUACAUUCCAAUAUUCAACUAGCUGUCUUUUCAAUAAUAAAACAAUAUUUAAAUAUAU